Sinocyclocheilus grahami is the source of this 1102-nucleotide messenger RNA. Its product is annotated as MOB kinase activator 3C-like. The record is from RefSeq and is a predicted model, not a curated record. The transcript is spliced from 2 exons. Bases 38 to 733 code for a protein of 231 amino acids. Lineage: Eukaryota; Metazoa; Chordata; Actinopteri; Cypriniformes; Cyprinidae.
UGGAUCUGACGACUCUGUCACCCUGCUCAGUUCAGCAAUGGCUCUGUGCUUGGGGCAGGUUUUCAGCAAAGACAAAACAUUCCGGCCUCGAAAGCGAUUUGAACCUGGAACCCAGCGCUUUGAGCUGUACAAAAGAGCCCAAGCGUCUCUGAAAUCAGGUCUGGACCUGAGGAAAGUGGUGCAGCUGCCGGACGGGGAGAACAUUAAUGACUGGAUAGCUGUGCAUGUGGUGGAUUUCUUCAAUCGAAUAAACCUCAUCUACGGGACCGUGAGCGAGUUCUGCACUGAGAAGAGCUGUCCCAUCAUGUCUGGAGGGCCACGUUAUGAAUACAGGUGGCAGGAUGGGGAUCAAUACAAGAGGCCCACCAAACUGCCUGCUCUUAUAUACAUGAACCUCCUGAUGAACUGGAUCGAGUCCCUCAUCAACAAUGAGGACAUCUUUCCUACACGAGUAGGAGUCCCUUUUCCAAAGAACUUUCAGCAGGUGUGCAAGAAGAUACUGAGCCGCUUGUUUCGAGUGUUUGUACACGUGUACAUCCAUCACUUUGACAUGAUCUGUAGUAUGGGAGCUGAGGCCCACAUCAACACCUGCUACAAACACUACUACUACUUCAUCUCUGAGUUCAGCCUCAUCGACCACUCGGAGCUGGAGCCUCUUGUGAGAGCGCUGUGCUUUCAUAACUGUGGCCACAUACACACUGCAGCUAAAUGCAUCUUCAUCUUCACCUUUUAGUGCUUAAUCCUGUUCUGUACACGGACGGUUCAGUAAUUUACGGGAGUGACAAUUAAAAAAGGUUUGACUGCAGAAAAAGUCAGGUAGUGGCAACCGCAUUUACAGAAAUUCUAUGCAAUGUGUACAGAACCGAACUUGAUGUAUUUAAAUGCAUAUCAGAGUUGCGGUGCAAGUAAUCACAGGGAAGGAGGUACAGCUUGACUCUGUGUUGCCAGUGUUAUCUUGUAAAUAAGCACAUACCAAAAUAUCAUGACCUACACCUGCCUACAUUGUUAUCUCUAAAAAUGAGCUGAGCCCAAACAACAAGGCCUAGAACACUUAGGCCCAAUCCCAACUCUACCCCUUAGCCCUUCCCAUUUCCUUCACGUG